Parnassius apollo (apollo) is the source of this 516-nucleotide messenger RNA. NCBI's taxonomy places the organism in Eukaryota, Metazoa, Arthropoda, Insecta, Lepidoptera, Papilionidae. The record is from the annotation of a GenBank genome assembly.
AUGUUACGGCGCCUGGUGAUGGAGUGCAGAAGACACGCGAAGUGCCGCUGCCUGGAGGUCACCAGGGCGCGUCUGGAGCUGGCGCUGAACGCGGCAGCAUGCGAACCGCUAGCCGAGCGCAAGCGAGGUGCUGGUCGGCCACCCAGCAGCUCCUCGCAUCCAUCAUCCCCACCAGCUGGCUUGGUGUCAGCAGAGUCUUCGCGGGUACAGCAAUCGGCACCCGCCACUGGUGGAGUACGCCGCAUGCGUUGGACAAUGCAGAUGAAUAGCAACGCAUUGCUGGCGUGUUUUGCGGUGCAAGGGAGAGAAAUUGGAGGUUUUGCCAAUCGGGCUAGGAUGCAUCGACAUUUUGCUGACCUGGAGCCAUCUAUAACCGUCACCAAGCAAAACCUGGCAGACCAAGUUCGCUAUAUCUUGCGCUCAAAUAUAUUUGAUGUCGCCGAACUCGAACGGCUACGACGUGAGGCUGUUCCCUCAUUGGGCAAAAAUGCUAUUUCUGAGGUUGCGGGGCCAUAA